AUGGCAUACUCGCACAGCCAUGACAGGGAGGAGGAGAGUCUGCUGGGGGAUCGACACAAAUAUGCUCGGAAGCGAUCGACCUCACCGAUGAGGCCUCUGAUGGCCCUGGCGUUUGUGGGAAUCUUGGUUAUCGCGGCUGUUCACUCCAUGACCGGGACCGAAUACGAGUCACAUUCCACAACAGAGGUGUCCAGCCCACACAGUGAUGAAUCUACCCACUCCCUCGUUUCCAGGUCGAAGAGUACCUCGCAGAACGGACGUGCUUGUAACACCGUCAAUGGUGGGUAUCAGUGCAACCCCGCGAUCUCGCACCAGUGGGGUCAAUACUCGCCCUACUUCUCACUAUCAGAGGAGUCAGUGAUUCCCGACGAUGUACCUGGCGACUGCCAAAUCACAUUCGCUCAAGUCAUCUCUCGCCAUGGUGCCCGAUAUCCAUCCAACAAGAAGAGCAAAAAGUACGGGGCUCUCAUCGAUGCUAUCCAAGCGAAUGCAACUGCAUACAAGGGCAAAAUGGCUUUCCUGCGCUCAUACGAAUAUAACCUUGGGAGCGAUGACCUGACAACUUUUGGAGAGCGUCAGAUGGUUGGUUCGGGGUUGAAGUUUUAUUACCGCUACGAGGCAUUGACCAGACAAGCUGUGCCCUUUGUGCGUUCAUCCGACUCUGUCCGAGUGAUUCAAUCCGGAGAAAACUUUAUCAAAGGAUUCCAACACGCAAAGUCCCAUGAUAAAGAUGCCAAUCACCGACAAAAGAGUCCCGAGAUCAGUGUUAUCAUUUCCGAAAAAGAGGGCUCGAACAACACCCUCAAUCACGCCGAUGUCUGCACAAACUUUGAGAACAGCAGCCUGGGUGACGAUAUUUCUGACAACUACACUGCUAUCUUCUGGCCUACCAUCCGUGCUCGACUUGAGGCGGAUCUGCCAGGUGUCACGCUCGAGGAUGGCGAUGUGACCAGGUUGAUGGACUUGUGUCCCUUCGAGACUGUCUCCCAGAGCCACAACUUCACUAGCAUCUCGCCCUUCUGUGAUCUAUUCACUGAAGCCGAAUGGACGCAGUACAACUACCUUCAGUCACUGGGCAAGUACUACGGCUACGGAGCAGGCAAUCCUCUUGGUCCAUCUAUGGGAGUUGGAUUCGUGAACGAGCUCAUCGCCCGGCUAACCCGUACCCCCGUGCACGACGAUACGACCACAAACCAUACCCUUGAUGCCCCUGGUGCUGCCACCUUCCCCCUGAAUUACACCAUGUAUGCGGAUUUCACGCACGACAAUGGAAUGAUCCCUAUCUUCUUCGCCUUAGGGUUGUAUAACAACACUAAGCCUCUUCCUCCUACCCACCUGCAAACUCCUGACAAGGCGGAUGGCUAUUCGGCUGCUUGGACGGUGCCCUUCGCUGCUCGCGCUUAUAUCGAGAUGAUGCAAUGUCGCUCGGACCCAGACCCAGAACCCUUCGUCCGGGUUCUUGUGAAUGACCGCGUCGUCCCAUUGAAGGGGUGCUCCGUUGAUUCACUUGGACGUUGUCGCCGAAAGGAUUUCAUCAACGGACUGACCUUUGCACGCUCGGGAGGCAAUUGGGACCAGUGUUUUGACGAAGACUCGUGA
Messenger RNA from Penicillium olsonii, 1599 nucleotides. The record is from the annotation of a GenBank genome assembly. NCBI's taxonomy places the organism in Eukaryota, Fungi, Ascomycota, Eurotiomycetes, Eurotiales, Aspergillaceae.